AAACUUGGCAGAAUUGGCUUUGAACGAUUACUUCGAUUUGUUUUUUAACAGGAAAAAGAAAAAUUCUUGAAUUUUUGCCAAUUAUUUGCUAUUAAUUUGCGUAACCACAUUUAAUUGCAAUAUUAAGAAAGCGAUAAUGGUUUUCAAGUGCCAGGAAGAUAGCUUUCUAAAGCAGUUUACAACCAAAGUCGUAAAUUGUGAGCCAGCUUCACUUCAAUGGUGUCCUCCCGGCAUAACGGAAUCACAAGAGCUAACUGGCUUUAAUGUGAUUUUAGAAGAUACAAUUUUGUUUCCUGAGGGUGGAGGGCAACCUUGUGAUUAUGGAACCAUAAAUGGGGAGCCAGUCCGUAGUGUGGCACGAAGAGGCUCAGAAGCUGUCCACUUUGUAGAAUCAAGUAAAAGUUUUGAGGAGGGUACACAAGUGCAACAGCGACUUGACUGGCAACGUCGUCUAGAUCAUAUGCAACAACACUCGGGACAACAUUUGAUUACCGAACUCUUCGAUUCGGAAUUCAACUAUGAAACCAAUUCAUGGUGGUUGGGUUCCGAGAUGUGUUAUAUUGAAUUGAAUACCAAGCACUUAUUAAGUCGCGAAUCUUUAGACUUAAUUGAAAGUAAGGCUAAUGAUAUAAUUAUAGAGGGGAAAGAGGUAAAAGUGGUUCUUAUAGAUCCAGCAUCAGCAGAGAUGGAUGGAGUUAGAGCGCGUAAUCUGCCUAAAGAUGUCGAAGGGCCGGUGCGUGUGAUACGCAUAGAUGGUCAGCGGGAUAAUAUGUGUUGCGGUACUCAUGUCUCUAAUUUAUCACAGUUGCAAGCCAUUAAACUUUUGUUUGCGGAGAAAACAAAAACUGGCAUUAAUGUUUAUUUUGUCGCCGGCCUACGUGUUAUUAAACGUUUGGGUGAUUGCUUUCAACGCGAGCAGCAAUUAAAUCUAGCGUUCAAAGGAGGUCCCACUCAACACUUGGACUUGUUGCAAAAAUUGCAAAAUAACCUAAAGGCCACACGAAAAUCGUUUCAAAAAAUUCUUAAAGAUUUGGCCAUCAUAGAGGCAGAGAAGUUAGAAGCCAUGCCUAGACCUUUGCCAAAAUAUUUUUCUUUGCAUCGUAAAGAUGGCAUAGAAGUUGAAUUUAUUAACACUUUCUUAAGACAUGCACCUGAGGAAAUUGGUUUAUAUUUUCUUACUGUGUCUGAAGCGCCAGUUGGUAAUAGCCCUACUAAAGGUCACAUGGUGUUAAGAGGACAACCGAAUCUUGUAGAUCACUUUUCCACAAAAUUUUUGAAAAUUCUCGAAGGCAAAGGUAGUGGUAAAGAUGGCAAUUUCCAAGGAAAAAUUAACAACGUGAAAGAAAUACCGGAAUGUGAGGCUUUGUUGGAUGAAUACUUUCAACCAGAGAAGUCUGUAGCUCGGGCUUCAUAAACAUUUUAGUAUAUUAAUAAUAAAAAAAGAAACAUAAUUACAGAUAA
This is a messenger RNA of Glossina fuscipes, 1461 nucleotides long. Its product is annotated as alanyl-tRNA editing protein Aarsd1-B. Gene Ontology annotation, molecular function: ATP binding; nucleic acid binding; Ser-tRNA(Ala) deacylase activity. NCBI's taxonomy places the organism in Eukaryota, Metazoa, Arthropoda, Insecta, Diptera, Glossinidae. Bases 137 to 1414 code for a protein of 425 amino acids. The record is from RefSeq and is a predicted model, not a curated record. Gene Ontology annotation, biological process: alanyl-tRNA aminoacylation; regulation of translational fidelity. The transcript is spliced from 4 exons.